Molecule: messenger RNA, 2448 nt
Organism: Pseudoliparis swirei
Lineage: Eukaryota; Metazoa; Chordata; Actinopteri; Perciformes; Liparidae
Gene: znf414
Product: zinc finger protein 414
Exons: 5
Coding region: 309-1265 (318 amino acids)
Source: RefSeq, a predicted model, not a curated record
UAUGUGUUUGUAUUGUCUCACUCAAUAUUUCAAUAAGGCAGGGCUUGCAGAUCUUUACUGAAAAAUAUUGACAUUUUUCAGAACAGAAAUUAAAAGGUCAAAUGUAUUAAUCUGAAUCAAAAUCAAACUGUUUGUGCAAAUAAACAAAAUACUAAAACAACAUUAGGUUUCAAACGUCAAUUGAAUGAACGGAAAUACACUUGUGUACGUGCAGUUCUGGUCGCAUUGCAUUCUGGCUCUUGUAGUCGAUUUUUUCUGUUCUUCUUCUAUUGUGGUCGCUGCGGAGAUCAGCUGCUCCGUUCUGAACGAUGUCUUCCGGCGCCACCAGCAUGCAGCAGGCCCCCGACACUGAGAGCGCAGGGGAGGAGAGGACGUCGUGUCCGUUCCACGGCUGCAAGCGGAUGUACUCGGACACGGCCGCUCUGGAGAGCCACGUCAAGGACCACGAGAUCUCCGCUCAGUCCCUUGCAGGAAAGGUCCUGCUGUGCUCCACCGUCGGAUGCAGCGGCUCCUUCCCCGACAUGCAGAAACUGAUGGAACACAUGAGGCACCAUCACAAACCCAACAUAUUCUUCCUAUGCGAGAGCUGCCGCACAAAGUUGCGAUCCUACCGUGGCCUCCUGACUCACCUGCACACCUGUUCCAAAGUGUCGCGGGGCAGACCAAAGCUGUUGGAACCGGCGGCUGCACUGACUGACCUGGACCAGAAGCCUCCGCUAAUGGACCCGGUGUCCACCCCCCAGCCGCUUCCCGCUGAAAUCAUCCCCAAAACAGAAAGUUCCUUUCUCGCAGCGGUCAUGGACACAGACCCUGCCCUCCCUCUCCUCAGGCCCCCCUUCUUGUCCAACCUGGAGACCUCCCCUCCCAACCUUGCUCCGCCACACCUCACAGAGGCCGCGUCGCAGCCUUGGGUCAAGAGCGAACCCUCCGAUCUGCCUCUAUCUCUAAACCGGGAUGGCCCGACGGCAGCUCCGGACGCCCCCGAUAACCAGGGCCAGCACCUGAAUGGGGCCAGGACUCGUGAGCCCAUCUACCCUGCUGCUGGACCAGCGCCACACUUUCCUCCCGUGUCCGCCACUGUCUGGAAGAAGGGUCAAGGGGCCUGCAGCCGACGCGUCCUCUGGGAGCACACCAAAGGGCGCUACACCUGCGUGCAGUGUGGCCACUUGGCAACCAACCGCAAGGAAAUGACUCUCCACAUCAGCACGUGGCACCGCGACAGCAAGCUGGCGGACGACGCCGGGCGCUCGGUCGCCAGCUCGUAGCACGCGUUGAGCGGGAGGAUGCGUUCGGCGACUUCCUCAAGGACUCAGUUUCUAUCCCUAUUUUAUUCUGAGCAUCAAUCAUGUAAUCCUUGUAUUUUGUUAUAUUCUUGUCAGGUUACUCAAGUGCCGAAUAACAACUAACGUAGCAGCUGUAAUUUGUGUCUGGGAAAAGUCUGUGGUGAAUGUUCGGUACCACAACACGCAUGUUAUCAGUAUAUUCACACGAGAAAAGCAGACUGGCCGUUGCCCGGCCCAGUCCUGUGAGAAGAGGUACCCUCUGUGUGCUUUUGGAAGGACUCCGUGCUUUUGGAAUCAGUGAUUUUGCCUGUUCCUUCCAGCCACACGUACAAUGAAUUUUUAUUAAAUAUCAGACUGAAGGUUCUCACGCACGCACGUUUCAUUACUACUGUAGGAGGUAACCUGGAGCUGAAUAACUUCCCAGGGGGAGUGGUGGAGACUCCAGUCUAUAAUAUUUGGUCAUUGACCAGCAAAAAAGCACAUUUCACUUAGUUUGACAUUCAUUAUCUCCACUUCUGAGACAGAUGGGAACCAAUGCAAUAACUGUAUAUAAUUACACCAAACUGUUAACUUAUUUAUUCAAUUCAGUUUAUUUGUAUAGCCCAAUUUCACAAAUUAUAAAUUUGCCUCAGGGCUUUACAAUCUGUAGACAUCUCUGCCCCAAAACCUCACAACGGACCAGGAAAAACUCCCAAAUAACCCUUCAGGGGGAUAAAAAGGGAAGAAACCUUCAGGAGAGCAACAGAGGAGGAUCCCUCUCCAGGAUGGACAGAUGCAAUAGAUGUAGUGUGUACAGAAGGACAGAUUUAUUUAUUUAUUGUACCAUACAUGUCAUUACUUUUGGCUUGAAGGCUUUCCACGUCUUUACAUUGAAGUAACCUGGAAUUUCGAACACUGGAAAAUGAAGGUAUUCGGUUAGUGGAAGGUCGACUCUCACCCUUUGCACGGGGAAUUUCAGCUUCUUCCCUCGAAACGGGUAUUUAGUGCCACGGUACAGAACAGUUAAAAAAAACACUUUGUUCCAGCAGCCAUCUUUCAGCUGAACAAAUUAGAAUACCGAUGUGUGGCUCUGUGUGUUGAUGUUAAUAUUGUGUCAAGAUGAAUGCUUCACUUUCCACUGCAAUCAUGUCUACCUACAGGUACAAAUAAAGUAACCUGAACCUAU